CCCUUCUUAAGCACGGGGCUGGGUUCAUCAGAUUCCUGUUUUGCCUAUCUGCUGGUGAAUGAUAGCAACGAUGCAGAUUUUUGUGAAAACACUGACGGGUAAAACAAUUACCCUCGAGGUGGAGCCCAGUGACACUAUCGACAAUGUCAAAGCCAAAAUCCAAGACAAAGAAGGUAUCCCCCCUGAUCAGCAGCGUCUCAUCUUUGCUGGAAAGCAGCUCGAGGAUGGACGCACCUUGUCGGACUACAACAUCCAGAAGGAGUCCACCCUCCACCUUGUUCUGCGUCUGAGAGGGGGCAUCAUUGAGCCAUCCCUGAGACAGCUGGCUCAAAAGUACAACUGUGAGAAGAUGGUCUGCCGCAAGUGCUACGCUCGUUUGCAUCCGCGUGCCGUCAACUGUCGCAAGAAGAAGUGCGGACACACCAGCAACAUCAGACCCAAGAAGAAGCUGAAGUAGAAAGCUGGAGUCAGUGAUCAGUGUUGUCAAUAAAACAUUUUGACAAGA
Molecule: messenger RNA, 505 nt
Organism: Seriola dumerili (greater amberjack)
Lineage: Eukaryota; Metazoa; Chordata; Actinopteri; Carangiformes; Carangidae
Product: ubiquitin-60S ribosomal protein L40-like
Exons: 5
Coding region: 59-457 (132 amino acids)
Biological process (GO): protein ubiquitination; modification-dependent protein catabolic process; translation
Cellular component (GO): ribosome; cytoplasm; nucleus
Molecular function (GO): protein tag activity; structural constituent of ribosome; ubiquitin protein ligase binding
Source: RefSeq, a predicted model, not a curated record